This is a messenger RNA of Cyphomyrmex costatus, 772 nucleotides long. RefSeq names its product NADH dehydrogenase [ubiquinone] 1 beta subcomplex subunit NP15.6 (gene NP15.6). Gene Ontology annotation, cellular component: respiratory chain complex I. Bases 249 to 683 code for a protein of 144 amino acids. The transcript has a single exon. Lineage: Eukaryota; Metazoa; Arthropoda; Insecta; Hymenoptera; Formicidae. The record is from RefSeq and is a predicted model, not a curated record.
CCUAUCGAAGAGAAAAUAUUGCAACCUUUUAACUGAUGAGUGUACACGAAUAUAUUUGAAGGAAUUAUAUAUAUAUAUAUAUAUAUAUGUAUAUAUAAAAUAUCUAAUUUUCUUCUCUCUGGAUAGUGGAUUCAAUACACGCAGUUCACUUGGUAUUUACGUAACGUGAUUGAGACUCGCACGAAUUCCUCGUGACAAUCGUCGCUGAUCAUUGUAUAGCAGAAGAACGCAAGAGUACUUACUAAACGAUGACAGCGUUAUUCCGUAGAAAUUGCAUGCUAAGUUUGCGCCGGGGCUUAACUCUAAUGUCGCCCAAGGAGACAACGAUAUAUCGUAAUAUAGCGACGACACCGUGCCGUUACGACGGGAUCAAGGAAGAGACGAAGCCUGUUAAGAGGAAAUGGAUGAGUUACGGCUUCAGUGAAAAGGACGAAGCUGAAGAUAUUCAUGCCUUACACCAGACCAUGUUUGUCUGUAUAAGCAUAGUCUUUGUAGUUGGAUUCGCCGUCGUGGCCUAUUUACCUGAUGUCAGAGGCAAAGACUGGGCACAAAGAGAAGCUUACCUGCGACUCCGUUAUAGAGAGGAACAUGGACUUCUUCCCAUUAGUCCCGAUUAUAUUGAUCCAUCAAAGAUAAUAUUACCAACUGACGAAGAAUUAGGUGAUACAGAGAUUAUUAUUUAAAAACAAUUAAAUUUUGAGUGCUGUUACUACCUAUCUAUCCACUAGUACUUGUUAUAUUAAUUGAAAGUAACAUGUAAUAAACACAGCUU